CGCUCGUCGCCUAAUAGCCGGAGCCUUAGCCGCCCUGUGCCGCGCGACACAAGAAUGUUAUAAUACUCGAUCCUAAUACCCGGCGCGUCAUAAUGAAGAGCGCCACCAACCUUGUCUCUCGCAUAGUCUACAAUUCCAUCUAUCUUCUAUUGUGUCUUCUCCUCGCCGCUUUAUUUCUUGUCGUUCCCGGCGAUUUUAUCCGCCAGGAUCUGUUUCCCUCCGGUCAAUACAUCAACUUAAUCGUCCUCGCCAUCGUCUUCGUCCUUACUGUACUAAUUGUUCUAUUCAUUUACAUCUUGCGACUGUAUGUUACCCGGACUGUACUGGCCUCGAUACCCAAAACCUGGAUACCCAUCGAGAAGGGAGAUGUCCCUAAGGAGGUCCGCAAAGUGAUCGCUACCGACCUCGGUCGCAGUGCCGCCAUCGCGUUGGGGGCGCAUCCAAAGGUCAUAGCGCCGGUAAUCCGAGCGACAUCAUUGGAAGAUGUCCCAGAGGAGGAAUCGGUGACCGAUAAGAAUAUAAAGAAGCCAAGACGGUCUCUUCAGUUAUUCAAGCCGAAAUCACCUGCAACAGUAGAAGAGCAGCUGGGUAUCUCUUUUCCUCCCUUGCGCCCCGUUUGGGGCGAGAUCGAGCACGACGGCUGGGGUUCGCCAAGCUCACCAGAUCUGGCCAACCUUCAAUAUAGCACAGUCCUCUCCGAGUUACCGAACCUGAUCGAAGCUAAAGCGGUCUCUCAAGCACCAAUGGAUCCGACCUCUGCUAUGAACCCGCCAAUGUUUGAUGCGGACUCGGUUUCUCUCCUCCAGCGCCGUUUUAACAUGACGAUGAGGGACUACGUCAUGCACCUCAUCGGUAUUGGCGUGCUGUCGAGCUCCCAAGAGGCAUUCGAGUUCCUUGAUAGCUAUGAGCGUGCCCGCUUCUCCACUCGCCCCAUGUCUAAUGCACACUUUCGGCAGCUGAUGCAUCUUUUCGCCGAGCUUCUACGUGCAAUGCAACCUCUGGACGCAGCCUCUUUAUACGAACCUCGCAGUCCUAAUGGCGCUUACUCCGAAAGCGACGGGCAUAUCGACGAUGACGCCCCUCGGGAUACCAACCCGACUACGCCUACGCGGAGUGGGUCAAGUUCCCUUAGUCUUAGCGGGAGUAGCACGCGCUCGCGUGCCCGUAGGCUGACCUUGCCGGACCGCAGGUCUUCGACCCAUACCUGGCACCAGUAUCGUACCGCGCCGACGACGCCGAGGAGUAAGUUCGGUGAUAGGAGGACAUCGCAGUCUACCAGCUCAAGUAACGGGGGGAGUUUCGCGCAGACUUGGCGACCAUACCCUGCCAGUCGAAAAUCGAGCGCAAGUUUUAGGUCUGCUUCCCAGUCUUCUGUCAUCCGGCUUGCGACAAGGGAGGACCGCGGUGAUCUACCAUAUGUACUAAGAAUCGGGGAGUCGUUCUAGACCCUAGCGCCUGUACUAUUAUGUGGGAGGUCACGGUUCGUAUACGAACUUUUGAUAUCUAAUUUAAUGUUUUUAUUCUCAGGUGAUAUCCACCAGGCCAAAGUUGCGAUGCACACGUACAUUCUCCCCGAUGAGAUGUGGCCCACUCGGAAUGCCGUCAAGAAACAUGCCCCAUACUGUGGUGGCUAGUAUAGUAUAUUUCUGACGCCAUUCUGCCACCAUAAUUCCAACUCUUGGUAUCCUGCGCCGGACGCCUCGCUUCCGCUAUCAUAAAUAUGUACCGAGCUACAUGAUAUCGUA
Molecule: messenger RNA, 1745 nt
Organism: Daldinia vernicosa
Lineage: Eukaryota; Fungi; Ascomycota; Sordariomycetes; Xylariales; Hypoxylaceae
Exons: 1
Coding region: 93-1445 (450 amino acids)
Source: RefSeq, a predicted model, not a curated record